Aspergillus caelatus is the source of this 990-nucleotide messenger RNA. RefSeq lists its product as uncharacterized. NCBI's taxonomy places the organism in Eukaryota, Fungi, Ascomycota, Eurotiomycetes, Eurotiales, Aspergillaceae. Bases 170 to 712 code for a protein of 180 amino acids. The record is from RefSeq and is a predicted model, not a curated record. The transcript has a single exon.
GUUUAAAAAAAUUAUCCAAAUCAGCCUUACCCUCAGGGGUAUCAAUGCAUCUACCCAUAUAUUAAGACCCAUACCCCUCGGUAGUUGGUGGUUAAAGAAUCCACAACGUUGAUACCUUUAUUAUCCCCCCUCUUUUACUACCAAUUCCCAAAAAAGAAUUCAUAUCAAAAUGGGUCCUCAGCUAUUUCUGAUCGUGGGAUUAUUCCUCCAACUGCUCUCAGCUCACGAGCUACAUCCACGCGAAAGCCCUGCCUGCCAGUUCUCAGUGGCCGCCUCAUACCUUGGAGAAACUUGCGAAGCUUUCACUAGGAGGUGGCAUAUUGAUCGUCCUACAUUUUUAUCGUUGAAUCCGGGUGCCGACUGCUCCGGCCUUGCUGAUGAUCGCACUUACUGUGUGGAGGCUGUCUCGUCGGUCUCGGCUACUGCCUCUGUGACAACGACAUCGUCCACAACCAGCUCUCCAACGGUAUUAUACACUACCACCGAUAGCUCUACAGCUACAGCCUCCGCAGCCACCGGCAGUUCUACAGUGACAUCUUCUACAACUACCGACAGCUCUACAGAGACAUCGUCCGCAACCACCGACAGCUCGACAGCGAUAAAGGAGUCUACUACUCCUACAUCUACCUCUGAGUCUGCUGCCCCAGCUUUUACUAUUCCUCUGCAGAUCACAAUGAUUAUUACACUAUUGUUUUCUCUCUGCUUUAUUUAACCGGGCUUUCUUCAAAGACAUGUCAAUACAAAAAUAGACAUGUACCACGACUGUGCCUCUUCAGGAGCCUAUGUGCUGUUCGGCGUCUAGAUGGUAUUUAGAAAUUGAUGUCAGAGCCCCGAAGGGUUUAGCUCAGAAUAUUUCGUCGGUCUGCAGAGUGACCAUUUUGUUUGUAACAUAUCCUGUAUUCUAGUUGUUCCAUAUAAAAUGGUGCUCUUCAUAACCCUGAUAUCCCAACCAAAGAAUGUCAAUACAUUGCAAUAAUUUGUCAAUUACUA